CUAUUCUCCGCCUCUGAGCUCCCCUGAGAAUGAAAUGAACGUACUAGUGUAUCCCAGCGCCCACCCAGCUGCCCCUUCUCUCGUUCAAACGCUUGCUUCAAUACUCAAACCGCAUUAUCUACCACAGCUGCUAACACAUUCUCAACUAUCCGUACAAGAAUAUCCAUGGCACACCUCUUGUGCCCUCCUCUUACUCCUCUCCCCUCCUACAGAUCAUACAGCUGUCCUUAAAUAUAUCGAGUCCGGAGGUAGGAUAUUAGCGUUUGGUGUUGGCGUCAGAAAAGGUACUCUAUUUAGUCCGAGUCAUGACUUUGGAUCGCUAUCUGCGGGUCUUGGUCUGGGCAUAGUAAAGGACACGACUAUACUCAGAGUCGCUGAUGGAAGCGCGUCCCUCUACAUCUCCUUCUCAACUGCUACCGGAACAAACGCGGAUGUACUGAUAAACGAGACCGCGGUAUCUGUAUCCAGAUUACCCAUGUGUCCUUUGGACCUCGAAGUACGCAUCCUCGGUCGUUAUGUAGAGGGAAAUGUGCCUGCUGGCAUCUUAUCUCAAAACGGCCUUGUCGCAAUGUGGAAUUGUGCCCCUCCCCUUCCCGAUAUCCUGCUGUCACAAUCGCUAUCUGCACUUGGUCUGCGCCUCGCCUCGCAGAGAGCUGAUCCUAGUCUUGAGCCUCACAUUCUGCCCCAGUUUCUUCUCGCUCGUCCGGAUUCGUGGCAGGUGCAGCAUCGUGUCGUAGAGGCACUGCUCGACCAUUUAAAUCUUGGGUCAGUUGUCAGCGAUGAAUCACAACCCAAGGGGGAGUCAUUUGUGUUCGAAGAUGCCAAUGACAAUUUCCACUUCCACUUCCCAUCCUUCCCUUCCGAAGAUAGAAACACAGGUCACCCCAUACUCGAACUCAUUCCACAAAAUUUCCUCUCAAACCCGAAAGUCAAACACGUACUUGUACCUUCAAGGCCCCUCACUUCUGAGGAUGAACGAAUGUACACCCCACAAUUCUCACCAUCGGCCUUCUUCUGCGCCAUAAACGAAUUCCGCUCUAGAAUCAAAUAUACCAGCCAAGGUACAAACCAAGAUUCCUGGCGCAUCGGCGAAGCACUCAUAUACGGCGAAGCAGUCUCCAGCACACAAACAAUGUUUGACAAAAACCCAUCUUUCCUCCGCGCACUUCCCUCUCCCAUCGUCUCCCUCGCUACAGUACAAUUGGCAGGACGCGGCAGAGGCGGUAAUACGUGGCUUUCUCCUGCAGGGUGCUUGCAGAUGUCACUCAAGAUUCGUAUCGGGCUCAAAGGGUCUUCGUCAGUACCAGGCCCAACAAUCCUCCCCUCCAACCUCGUAUUCAUUCAAUACCUCUAUGCAUUAGCAAUCAUCGAUGCAUGUCACGUCCUAAACCCCACCUCUGAAUGGGCCCACAAAGUCCGUCUGAAGUGGCCUAAUGACAUUUAUGGUCUCUUCCCGUCUUCCCAAAACAGCCCUAUAUCAGAUUCAAAGUCAAAACCGGAACCACGGAAAAUUGGCGGGGUACUGAUAAACACGAGUUUUGGCGGUGGUGUAGCAGAUAUAGUAAUCGGAAGCGGCCUCAACGUCCUAAAUGCACCGCCCAUAGCCUCACUUGCCCAACUCGCAUCUACACCUACCCCAGGGCUCUCCGUAGAACGCGUGGCAGCAGCAGUUCUCACCUCCUUUGAGCGCAUAUGGAAUUCGUUUUUGCAGAAUGAGGAACAAGGCUUUCACCCGUUCAUGGAUCAAUACCUCCGAUCAUGGUUACAUUCAGACCAGCUCGUCACACUAACGAACCGGACUCCGCACCAAAGUGUUCGCAUCGUUGGUAUCACUCCCGAUCAUGGGUUGUUGCGUACUGUGCCGAUGGGUGGUGGAGAGUUUAUCGAUUUACAACCUGAUGGGAAUAGCUUUGAUAUGAUGAAGGGAUUGAUAUCGACAAAGAACAGGUAGGAAGGAAGAUCAACAACGUACAGAACUGCUUUAAAAUCAUUGAUCACACUGGUAUACAAAUGACGCCCAACUCGUUUCACACACUUUGUAGUUGAGAUCAAUCCUGGCAGUUCAUAUCGUCCUCACACAACAUACUUGGAUCGACCCUGCUGAGCAGAAUUUUUUUUUUCGCCACAUGAU
Molecule: messenger RNA, 2131 nt
Organism: Suillus bovinus
Lineage: Eukaryota; Fungi; Basidiomycota; Agaricomycetes; Boletales; Suillaceae
Product: class II aaRS and biotin synthetase
Exons: 5
Coding region: 35-1951 (638 amino acids)
Biological process (GO): protein modification process
Cellular component (GO): cytoplasm
Molecular function (GO): biotin--[biotin carboxyl-carrier protein] ligase activity
Source: RefSeq, a predicted model, not a curated record